AGCUGCUCCUGUUGGCACGCACUGCUCCAGCUGGGGAUGCUGUGGGCUGGAGGGAUGAGGCUGGGGACGGCCAGGAUCUUGCUGAUGCUCGUCCAUGCAGCAGCAGCCUGUGAGUUCGGGCCAAUGCCAUACAGCGUCACUGGGAUCGUCUUCAGGAUGACCAAGCCGGCAGCAUUGCUGUUGAACCAGGAGACAGCGCGGCUCAUCCAAGCGGCGUUCAAGAACGCCAAAUUCCCAAACAUCACCGGGGAACGGUCCAUGCGGUUCCUGGGCACGGUGGCUUACACACUGGCCAACAUCCAGGUCAGCGACUUGUCCAUAGAGCAGAGUGAGGUGGAGCUCAAGGAGAAUGAUGCCAUUGAUAUAGCCAUCAAAAAUGUGACAGCCUUCUUCAGAGGGACCCUGACUUAUGGCUACGCGGGGGCCUGGUUCCUGCAGCUCUUUCACUCGGUUGAUUUUGAAAUUCAGUCUUCCAUCGACCUCCAGAUAAACAUAAAACUGUUGUGCCAGGAGGAGCAGGUGGCUGCCGAUGCCUCGGACUGCUAUCUGUCCUUCCACAAGCUGAUGCUGCACCUCCAAGGAGACAAGGAGCCGGGCUGGCUGAAGCAGCUCUUCACUGAUUUCAUCUCCUUCACCUUGAAGUUUGUGCUCAAGAGAGAGUUGUGCAAAGAAAUAAAUCUCCUUGCCCAGGUGAUGGCAAACUUUGUCCACAACGUAGCAGAAAAUUUUGUCCAAGAUGAGGCCAUUGGACUUGAUAUCUCCCUUGCAUCAGAUCCGUUAAUUAAAGCAAAUUAUCUAGAAUCACACCACAAGGGCCUCGUCCUGUACAAGAACUACUCUGACGUCCUCAGCAACUCUGUUUUCUCUCCAUCGCUGCUGUCUGAAUCCCGAAUGCUGUACUUCUGGAUAUCCGAACACAUCCUCAACUCCCUGGCUUCGGCGGCUUUCCUAGAUGGACGCCUGGUGCUGGCCAUCAGAGGGGAGAAGCUGCAGGCGCUGUUUGAAUUUGAAGACACAGAAGCACAACAGAAGGCAGUGCAUUUGAUUUUCCAAGGCAACUCCUACAAUGAUUCUGUGGCUAAGGUGUGGAGUCUCGCCCUUCCUGAGAUCUCUCUCCAGCCUGAAGGGACAGUUGUGAAGUCGUUGGUAGCAGUGGAGAUCAGCAUCUUUCCCCCGGGAGAAGAGCCCUUGACAGCUCUAUACAUGGAGGAGGAAAUCACGGUCACUAUCCAAGCUGCCUAUGUGGAAAAGAAACUCAUUUUGCGCCCUGUGGAUUCCCAGAUAGAGUUUAAAGUCUUUAACUGCACAGCUGAUCCAAGUGGAAAUGACCAGUCCGUAAGAAACUUCCUGCAGAAGAUGAUCUCAGCUGUUGGGAUCCCAGAAGUGAUUUCAAAGAUCGAACCAGCUUUGACCUCACUGAUGAACAGCAAAGGGCUUCAUUUAUUUGAGAUUAAAAAUCCUGAGAUCAUCACAAGAAAGAGAUACCUAAUUGUACAGCUUGACUUUAGCUUCCCCAAUCACUUGCUGCUUGAUUUUCUCGAGAAAACACUGUAGAGCCGGUCUCUUUGUACAAGCAGAUUGGGCAUGAAGCAAAAUACAGGCUGGUUUGAAUCAGCUUCUGCUGGGUUCUGUUUUACUUUCCUGAGAAGUGCUGAAGUUCCUGUGCAGUUGUAUCUCCACUGAGACUUUUCUCUGCAAAGACCUUGGUACCUUCAUACCUCUGCUAUGCCAGGACCUUUAAAGGAGAUCCCAAGGAGCUUGCAAGUAAGGGUUGUAUUCCUGAAGGCUGUGGACGCUGGGUUAAUGCUGGGAGCUAGCAGAACAAGGCUUGGCCCAUCUUUUGGCCUCUCUCCUGUAUGGCUGAAGAUGUGAGUUUGGAGAGCAGUAUCUGACCACAGAGACCUCGUGCCCUGGGUACGCAGGACCCUGCCUAGAGCUGCGGGCAAACCGUGCUCAUGCUGUUGAGCAAACUUGACAAAAGUAAUAAAAACAAUAAGGAAGCCAAGGAGAUCAUGA
Molecule: messenger RNA, 2016 nt
Organism: Gallus gallus (chicken)
Lineage: Eukaryota; Metazoa; Chordata; Aves; Galliformes; Phasianidae
Gene: CETP
Product: cholesteryl ester transfer protein
Exons: 16
Coding region: 37-1554 (505 amino acids)
Biological process (GO): phosphatidylcholine metabolic process; cholesterol metabolic process; very-low-density lipoprotein particle remodeling
Cellular component (GO): high-density lipoprotein particle
Molecular function (GO): cholesterol binding; cholesterol transfer activity; triglyceride binding
Source: RefSeq, marked validated